UUUUUUGAUAGUUAUCGGUCAACAAGUACGGGACACAUUCCUGUGUUAACUUGUUGGAAAGCCUUCGAUGAAUACGUCUGUUUAGAAAAGUGUCGGUAACUGGACAUGUUAGGUUAUGAAAAAGAAAUCUGUAAAAUCCAGGAAUUUAAAAAUUUCGUUAUGCCACGCAUUCGAAGUAAUUCUUCAAACUUGGCCAUUAUGAGAUCCUCUAAAGAACGCAAGGAUUGUUUGAGACGAAUCUUAGAGCAAACAUUUAUUUUACAUGAUGCAAUUAAUACUACUACAAUAAAAAAGUUAGAUGAGGCAAUAGUCGAAGCUGAUAAUGUCACUUAUGAAACAAGUGUACAAGACAAAAUAUGCAAUCAACAAGAAGUACUUAUCGAUUCGCAAAUGAUGAUAUCUUCUUCCAAGGUUAUAAAAACUUGCGCCGUUUCAUUAAAAAAAAGAAUGCGCGAUUAUGACCAUAUUGACUUUGCGCAGAAAAUAAUAAAGUACAUACAGAAGGAGGCACAGGAUGAUGAGCAGGCAAUGAAUUGGUCUCUUUUAGAAACACAAAUAACAAAGUUAUUCAGAAGGAUUCCUGAUUAUAACACAUUAUCAGGUACACUAGAGCCUUUAGAAAAAAAGGUAGUAAGCAGGAAAAAAAUUGAAAGGAAGGAAGCACAGAAGGCAACAAUGAUAGUGCCGAAUAAACUAGUAUCACAGAAGGAUAACAAGGAAGAAGACAGUGUAGAACAAACCAUUCAAAAAAUCAGAAAAUUAAUUAUAAGUUAUUGCAAGGAAACACAAAGGCCGCUUGAUUUAUUUAAAUUAAUUUUACAUCCCUACGAUUUCGGGAGAACCAUUAGAAAUUUGUUAUACGUAUCUUUUCUCAUUAAAGAUGGAGUCGUAAAAUUGAGUAAAGGUGAACGUGAAAAUCUUGUCGUGCAACCAUAUCGCAAGGCAGCGAGUCAGCAAGAUGAACAAACCACUGACAAAACGGGCGCUCAAACAAUUGUCUCGUUAAAUAUGAAACAGUGGAAUACUCUGUUUUUUUAAAUAUUGACUGGAUGAUAAUGAUUGUAUUACUUGGAUUACUUAUCAUCCGCUGAAUUGAGGAUGUAUCCUUUAUAUUUAAAUAUACAAAACUGCAUGUAUAUAAGAUUGACGCUUAUGUUUUUUUUGCUAGGUAUUAAGAAGAUCGUACAAAUUAACACAACCAAUGAUCGAUUUCGAUGAAGGCCACUGAUAAUAUAAAGAUUAAUAUGUUUUCGGACUCUUAUUCUUCUCCUUAUUUCUAUUUAUAAUUUUGCGUUAUUCCUUAUUUAGAUCCAA
Molecule: messenger RNA, 1314 nt
Organism: Dinoponera quadriceps
Lineage: Eukaryota; Metazoa; Arthropoda; Insecta; Hymenoptera; Formicidae
Gene: Nse4
Product: EP300-interacting inhibitor of differentiation 3-like
Exons: 8
Coding region: 106-1038 (310 amino acids)
Biological process (GO): DNA repair
Cellular component (GO): Smc5-Smc6 complex; nucleus
Source: RefSeq, a predicted model, not a curated record